AUGAAAUUGUUGGAAAAUGCCAAGCUCGAUGCAAUUAGUUCCACGCUAUCGAUUGAAACACCGGUUUGUGAUGUAACCACUCGAGUGGAGAGUUACUCAUGUAAAAUGGCAGGUGAUCCCAAAAAAUUGUACAAACAGCUACGAAAUGAACCAGGAACAUCACCACGUGAUUUAGAAGUUCUAGGUCCAUCUCAAACUCAAUCGCCUAUUUACAAUUAUAUGCUAUCAAAUUCUCCUCCGCCAGUGACAUAUCCAAAUCCGAUUGCUCGUUCAAUAUCGAGCGAUGAUGAAUCGCCGUUGUAUAAAACCAUCCCACGGAAAACAUUGAUCUUUCUCAUAUCAACAUUGAAUGCAUCGUUUGAACCAGAUUAUGAAUUCAGUUCGUGUACUAGUCAGGAUUUUAGUCGAGAAAUGAAUUUAGAAGUUGUAAAGAAUGUUGUUGAUUCGCGUUUAUUAUCUACGAUCGGUGAUAAUUAUCGAUUGUUAUCACCUCAACUCUGGUCAGCAAUCGAUGAAGAAAUCAAUCUGAAAGAAAGUGAAAUCUAUUGUUAUCGUCCAGAUGGCACGUCUGAUCCAUUUUCUGAAGCUGGAAUCAUUUGGUCAUUCAAUUUCUUUUUUCAUAACAAGCGACUUCGUCGCAUACUUUUCGUUACUUGCCGAGCUGAUUGUAAAACAGCAACAAAUGAUGAAGGUAAUGACGAAGGUGAUUCGUUAAAUACAAAUAACUACAUGACAUUCGAUGAAAUUAUGGGCUAA
Molecule: messenger RNA, 756 nt
Organism: Adineta ricciae
Lineage: Eukaryota; Metazoa; Rotifera; Eurotatoria; Adinetida; Adinetidae
Source: the annotation of a GenBank genome assembly